Lytechinus variegatus (green sea urchin) is the source of this 4798-nucleotide messenger RNA. RefSeq names its product chaoptin-like. The record is from RefSeq and is a predicted model, not a curated record. The transcript has a single exon. Gene Ontology annotation, molecular function: protein binding. Lineage: Eukaryota; Metazoa; Echinodermata; Echinoidea; Temnopleuroida; Toxopneustidae. The coding region runs from base 1107 to 4415 and encodes 1102 amino acids.
CUCAAUUUUGUCUAGAAUGUAGAGUUAGGAUUGCAAUAGGGAUUUAUGUUUAGGGUAGGGUAUAGUGUUACAAUGUAAAUCCAGGUUUGGAGUCAUGUGAUAAGUGUGCGGAAUUUACAGCGGAGCAAUUGUUACCAGAGCAAGGCACAAUUGUUUAUGAGUGCAGCAAGGAAAUAGUGUGGCUUAUAGCACAUAGGAAACAAGACCUUUGACUGCAAAAUAGAAGAGCAUUGUUUGAGAAACCAGUUCAUGAAUUUGAAUUUGAGAUGGAGUGCAGCUUGUAUCAUGAAAACAAGUAGAAUGCCAUGGCAGUCUCGCCUGCAUUACAUGAAUCAAUUCCGCAGAAGUGCUGACUUUGAAAACUAUAUAAAAAUAUAUUUUUACUAUUUUACUAUCUAAGAUAUGAUAUUCAAAAGACUUAACCUUGGUGAUAAGAUUUCAUUGUUGAUGCCGCCGCCAUUGAAAAAGCGGCUAUUCCUGCAUAUAACAAUAUUCAUAAUAAUAAUGAUAAUAACAAUAAUAAUAUUGGUAUUAUGUCUCACUACAAUACCAUCUUUAGAGGCAAUUUUCCAUCUUUGUAAUAAUAAUGAUAAUACAUAGAAUUUGUAUAGCACACUUUCCUUCUAAUUAGAUGCUUGAGGCACUUAAUUGGAAAUCACAAAAUGGGAGAAAUAAAGUAGAUAACAAGUUAAAUGAUAACCUUUUCAUCAGACUGGUCGUAGAUUUUUGUAUAUUUUGCCUCUCACAAGGUAGUUUGUGAGCUUCACAAUUACGCUCUCUCUCUAUCUAUUUGCUUUUACCACUCUAACCCAAUUGCUUCUAUAUUACUGUUUGGACUCAUCAAGUUGAUAUAACGUUUGUAUCAUCGAUUCAAAGACAUUGAUGCAAAUGCCUCUUGCCUUCAUUUCAAUGUACUCACAUAGACUAUCUGUAAUGCAUAAAGCGCAAAUGAGAAAGCAUGUCUGCAUGUGAUUCUGUUUGGCUCCUGAUUUUUUUACAACAUUCUACAUUCCAAAGGGAAGUCAGUUUAGAAGUAUUUCAACAAAGGAGGUAGAAGCCAUUGUCAGCAUUGUAAUAUUAUCAUCACAUUCAGAUACUUAUAACUUAUGGAAACAAUGAAGAUGGUUAACUUCAUUUAUCUUUUGUUCUUGUUACAUACAAGUCAAUCAAGAUGCCUGAAUCUCUGUGAUUGUGAGCGAAAAGCUUUCGUAAUCAAUAUAGCAUGCAGAGAGCGUGAUCUGGAUGACAUUCCACAGGACCUCCCAUGCAAUAUUGGUUUGCUUGACUUAAGUAGAAACUUCAUUACUACCCUCAAGAAAGAGUCAUUCUCAUGCCAAAAUGAGUUGGCAGCACUUCUCCUGUCCAACAACCAUCUCCGCAUCAUAGAGCAGAAAGUCUUUGAUGAUGCAGAACAUCUGGUAUACAUAGACCUCAGCUCAAACUUUCUUGAGAGUUUACCAUACCUUGGUUCUUUACCUUUCAUUCAAGAGAUAUCUAUCAUCCGGAAUUCUUUGACGGAUUGGAAUCAUCAAACACUCAGCAAUGUAUCAGGACCACACCUUUCAUCUCUUCGCCUUGCAUUCAACAAACUAAAGAAUCUACCGGAAUUUCAAUUUGAAAUAUCUGCUGUAGAUCUAAAGGGAAAUGCAAUCACUGACCUGUCAAAAAAAAUGUUUAUACAUCCAAGAACUGUAUCAUCACUGGACAUUUCCUACAACGAUGUUGAGUACCUGUACAGACUGCAAACAAUGGAGAAUCUUAAGACACUCUCUCUUGCAUUCAACCAAAUAAGAGAAAUUACAACCACUGUAUUCAUCCACCUACCUUCGAUUGAAACAAUCAACCUUAAAGGAAACAACAUUGUGGAUGUCUCUGCCAUCCAUGAUAUUCCACAUAUCAAGUCUAUCAUAUUAGACAACAAUCAAAUAAGAUCUAUAAAUAGACCAGCAUUCAAUAAUAUUCCAGAUAUAGAACAUAUUAAUUUGCAGCAUAAUAAAAUUAUUGAAAUCAAAGGUGAUUAUUAUUUCAAUGUACCAACUAGUCUUCUCCUCUCCCACAACAACAUGAUUGCAAUGAACAUAUUCCAAGGUAAAUAUCACUAUAACUUCACAGUUCUCAACGUCGAUGAUAAUAAUCUGCAAGUUCUUUCCCUCAUUUAUUUUCCUGAUAUAACUUAUAUGUUUGCCUCUCACAAUAAAAUUACAAUGUUGGAAUUUGGUAUUAAUGAUUAUGAACAUUUAGUAUACAUCAAUUUAUCCUGGAACUACAUAACAAACAUUACAAACUUUCAAAACUUGACAAAUGUACAAAGCUUGCACCUAUCGCACAAUUUCUUAACAAAGUGGAGUGAUCAAAAUUUGUUAGGAUCAUCUCAGCUCAUUCUCCUCAGAGUUAACGACAACAGAUUGUCAUUGCUUUCAAAUUUCACAGCUUUGCCAAGACUUAAAGAUCUAGAUUUGUCUGGCAAUGUACUUCACACUAUAGAACAGUCAUCCUUUCAAUUCCUACAAAGACUUGCGACUUUAAAUCUUGCCAAAAAUAAGAUUUCUCACCUUGGUUUUCUGAGGCCCAUUACCUCACUUAAAAUGCUGAACCUUAAUUACAACAGACUCGUGGCAAUCGACCCUAAAGAUUUCUCAAAUCUUAUUAAUCUAAGAACUUUACACAUAGCAUUUAAUUUGUUAGGAGAGGUUCCUACAAUUCCCAAAAGCUUGAACUCCCUUCAAAACCUUGACAUCAGUCAUAACCUAUUACCUAAUUUGAACCUUCACCAUGCCUUUAAUCAAAGCACACCCAUUUACAUCAAUGCAGCGGACAAUAGAAUUACCCAAGUUAUUUCAACUUCAAACUUGCAUCUGAAUAUUAAUAACAAUGCAAUUGGAGCUUCAAAUUCAAGUCUACUUUCAGCUGUAGGCAAUAUCUUUGCAUGCAACAAUAAAUUGACAGAUUUCAAACAUGUUAGAUUUUCAAGCACUUUGAAGGGACUUUAUCUAAACAAAAAUCAAAUAGCUACCAUACCAAAUUUUACAUUUGUUUUUGCAUCUUCACUCUUCUUUCUAGAAUUGGAUGAUAACCAGAUAGUUGAUAUAUCUCAUUUAGCUUUCAUUGGUCUUCAGUUUGUUGUCAGGAUAAAGCUAGAACGAAAUCGUCUGUCACACCUACAUUCUGGGGUGUUUUCAAAUAUUCAGGAGUUACAGCACCUUUAUUUAAAUGGAAAUCCUUUCAUAAUCAUUUCAAGUCGACUAUUUUCAGGAAUACCUGGUAUAUUGGGGAUAUAUUUUUCAAAUAUCCCAGCCUCAAACAUGUCCAUACAAGCGUUGCAAGAUAUUCAAACUGUAAGAUAUUUGGAUCUUCAUAAAAAUUUGGCGUUUCAAGCCUUGAUUAUUACAAACUCAAGUAUACAACAAGAUGUUGCUUUGGAAUUUUCAAAUCUGCUUGUAUUAAAUCUCUCUUCAAACAAUCUUGGAAAUUCUUGUCCAUCGUUAUUAAUAACUACUCUGAAUGCAAUUGAUUAUUCUAACAACACAAUUACUUCAAUCCCAAGACUUUGUCUACCAAUAAAGAGUAGGCCAUACAAUCUCUUCUUGUCACACAACCAAAUACAAAAUGUCUCCAAAGAUUCAUUUGAUAAACAUCAGCAAUUCCAGUUGUUGGAUUUAAGGUAUAACAAUAUUGUGUUCUUUGAAUUAGGUUCCUUACAACAUCAGACACACUUGAUAUAUUUAUAUCUUCAAGGCAACCAACUCACAAAAAUUCACCUUGCUAUCUCAACAUUCUCUUUGAAGCCGAUAUUUAUCUAUUUACAAAAUAACCAUUUGUCAUGUGAUUGCCAACUCUUAAAAAUUAUUCGAGCACUCAGACAAAUCCACAAACCAACAUUUUGUCAAAACCCUUCUCUACAGGUCAACUCCUCUAUUGCUGAGCUGACUGGCACUGACCCUUUUAAAUGUCGCCCACAACUGUGCUCUCCACCAUAUCAACCUAUGCUUUUGUUUGUCGGUGACAAAAUGAUUGAGUUACCUUGUCCAAUUAAGACAUCAAACAACAUAUACUGGUCAGUCUCAUUAAAAGGGCAGCAACUAUUAACCUCUCUCUUGCCAGAUGGAGUGGAAAUUCUUCCUCAUCAUGCUCUUAUUAUCUCUUAUGUCAGGAAAAACCUGACUGGACUUUAUAGCUGUUGGGCUGAGAAUGAAGGUGGUCAAACAAAGUUUACAGCAGAAUUACUUGUAGAGGAUAAGAUAGGAAACAUGAGGAAAGGGAAUUAUAACCAUUCAGUAAUGUUAGCCAGUAAGUGGAAGGACACACUUGUAUGUGGUAACAAACCAUUUGCUUCAAGUCAAUGUAAUAUCAUCAGCAAAUCAUAUAACUCAUUGUUUGUAUUGGCGCUAGGUAUCCACUCACUUAUCACAAAGUAGUAAUAGGCCAAGAAUACUAUAUACUCUUAAUACAAACGUAAACACCUUUUUUUUUAAUGAACUAAGCAGAAAGUAAUAAUUUUCAUUAUAAAUCACAACACAAUUUAAGAGAUUUUUAAAUUUACUUUUCAUGUAGGCCUACUAGAUUUUCGAAAAAUAAAGUCUCUAUUGCAUUAAUUGGUUUCUUUUAUUUCCAGAAUAAAUUACCUCUUAAUAUCCAUAAAAUGUUUACCCUUAAUCACCAGAUACACAAUCAUAGUACCAGUUUUUAAAGAACCAUUCCACCUAUUGCCAGUUAAAACUAAUAACAUUAUGAAAUGUAUAAGACAUAAUUUCCCUGUGAUUUGGAACUCCACCCCUAGAGAUGUAAAUGAAAGCAAGUC